AUGGAAAAUUCCGAAAAUUCCUUUUCUUUUCCUUCAAUACAUAACUUUCCUCCGUUUUACACAUUACAACCAACUCAAACAACAUGGCAAAAUCAGGCCGCACUUUGGUCAGAAAUAAUUUUAUCAUAUUAUAGACAUCAUAAGUUAUAUCGGCUUAAUUUAUCCGAAUCGUUAAAUAGUGAUUUAUUCAAUUUAAAUAGUCAAGGAAUUCGACGAAAAUUAAAACUUGAUACAUUACAAGCGAUAAUCGAUACAAUGGUUUACCGAGGAACAGCAGAAUGGGAUCCACCAUCUAAAAAAGAUUCCGCGAUAAUUUACUGGAGGAAACCAGAAGAUUGGGCUAAUUUAAUUAAUAAUUGGGUAUUAGAAACUGGAAUGUCUAAUUCUAUAGUAACAGUAUAUGAAAUUGCACAUGGAGAUUCUGCUGAGGGGUUCGAAUUUCAUGGAUUAGAUCAAACAAUUUUAAUGAAAGCACUAGAUAUAUUAGUGAAAAAAGGUGUAGCACAAAUAUUUCAAGGAACUAGUACUGAUGACAUGGGUGUGAAGUUUUUUGGGGUUAAUGGAUAA
Messenger RNA from Rhizophagus irregularis DAOM 181602=DAOM 197198, 567 nucleotides. RefSeq lists its product as uncharacterized. Gene Ontology annotation, biological process: protein transport to vacuole involved in ubiquitin-dependent protein catabolic process via the multivesicular body sorting pathway. Gene Ontology annotation, cellular component: ESCRT II complex. Gene Ontology annotation, molecular function: structural molecule activity; protein homodimerization activity. The record is from RefSeq and is a predicted model, not a curated record. NCBI's taxonomy places the organism in Eukaryota, Fungi, Glomeromycota, Glomeromycetes, Glomerales, Glomeraceae.